This is a messenger RNA of Leucoraja erinaceus (little skate), 2992 nucleotides long. Its product is annotated as zona pellucida sperm-binding protein 3 receptor-like. The record is from RefSeq and is a predicted model, not a curated record. Lineage: Eukaryota; Metazoa; Chordata; Chondrichthyes; Rajiformes; Rajidae. Bases 11 to 2215 code for a protein of 734 amino acids. The transcript is spliced from 17 exons.
UUGAUCAAAGAUGGCGGCGAGCAUCGGAACAAUGGCCACGAUCAAAGAUGGCGACCCGGGAAUUACCGCCUUGAUCAAAGAUGGCGACGGCCAUAUUAUCGACUGCCAUGAUCAAAGAUGGCGGGGUUCCAUUUGUCACAGCGCCGGGUUGGGCCUGCUCAGGCAGGCGGCGAUGGCGCUGCGGCUGGCGGCGCUAGCUGUGCUCACGGCGGCGGCCCGGGCUGCGGCUGACUGUGGCAGACCUCCAGAGUUGGAAAAUGGCUCUCCAGUUCAUGAAUUUAUCUCUGAGAUCUCAUUUAAAGAGGGGGCAGAGGUAAUUUAUGGGUGUGAUUUGGGUUAUGUAUUCAAGGAAGACUCGUUAAAUAGUUCAAGAUCUGUUACUUGCGGGGAAGAUUCAACGUGGACAACGUUGCAGCUCAAAUGUGAAUUGAGGAACUGUGGAAAUCCAGGAGAGAUUAUGAAUGGAUAUUCACAGGCACCGAAAACUACUUUUGGAAGUAAAGUUACUUUUCACUGUGAGACAGGAUACCAGGUGGUGGGUCGGAGUUACCAGUUGUGCACUGUUGAUGGUUGGGACGGCCAGAUCCCGACGUGUAAAGCUGUCACUUGCGAUGAACUUCCACCGAUUAUGAAUGGCGUAGCUCCUUCUCCACCCAAUAGGGAGAACUGGAAAUAUGGGAUGGUGGCAAGGUACUCCUGUGAUGAGAACUAUUCACUGAUCGGUGCAGUCGAACUUGCUUGUACAGAGACCGGGGAGUGGAACAAUGAGCUGCCAACAUGUAGAGCAGUUCUGUGCCAUCUUCCUGACGUGCCAUUGAAUGGACAGAUCGAGGCAGGGUUUGGCCCGACGUACAUGUACAGAGACACCAUCAGCUACAGCUGCACUGAAGGCUUUGAAAUGGUCGGCCAGAGUGUAAUAGAAUGUGCAGAAAACAACACCUUUGUACCUGGACCCCCCUCCUGUAAAGCUGUCUCAUGCGCUGCUCCCCCACCGAUUAGUAACGGGAACACUUCCUCACCAGCCGACGGAGAGCUCUGGGAAUAUGGGAUGGUGGCGGAGUACUCCUGCAAUGCCGGCUAUUCAUUAAUCGGAGCGGGCAGACUGGUUUGUACAAAGACCGGGGAAUGGGACAACACACCACCAACGUGCACAGCUGUUCUGUGCCACCCUCCUGACGUGCCAUUGAAUGGGCGGAUGGAGGGGGAUUCUGGCCCGGUGUUCACAGUGGGAGACACCAUCAUCUACAGCUGCGACCAAGGCUUUGACAUGGUCGGCCAGAGCGAAAUAGAAUGUGGACAAAACAACACCUUUGUGCCUGGACCUCCCGCCUGUAAACCUGUCUCAUGCGCUGCUCCCCCACCGAUUAGUAACGGGAACACUUCCUCACCAGCCGACAGAGAGCUCUGGGAAUAUGGGAUGGUGGCGGAGUACUCCUGCAGUGCCGGCUAUUCAUUAAUCGGAGCAGGCAGACUGGUUUGUACAGAGAUCGGGGAAUGGGACAACACACCACCAACGUGCACAGUUGUCCAGUGUCAGCAGCCAGUCCUGCCGGCGUUCAGCCAGAUGGAGGGAGGAAUCGCCCUCUCCUACACGUAUGGGGAAACCAUCAGCUAUCGCUGUGUCCGAGGCUCUCAGAUGGUUGGCAGAAGUACAAUUGAAUGUAGAGGGAACAAUACCUUUGUGCCUGGACCCCCCAUCUGCAAACCGAUUAACUGUGGCAGCCCAGGAAUGAUAGUGAAUGGGUAUUCUCAGGCACCAGACACCACUUUUGGAAAUCGAGCUCAUUUCCAAUGUAGAUCAGGAUUCCUGAUGGUGGGAAGGAACUACCGAUUGUGCAAAGCUGGAGGCUGGGAUGGUAAACCCCCAGUGUGUGAAGAAAUAAAGUCAUCGUUGCCAGAGAGGAAGCCUGACUCUGGAGAGUCUAUCAAGGGAUCUCUCCAGUCUAACGCACAUAGGAAGCAAGGCCUUGGUGAGGCACACUUGGAGCAUGAACGAUUGGCAUUGUUGCCAUUUGCAUUACAUCUUUCUGUACUGGGAUUGCUCUUACUGCAGGAGUGUCACAUAUUAAGAAGAAACGGUGGUGUCGGCCCAGGAAAUGUAAACCCUGUAAAAGAGUUCACAUCAUCCCUCAGCCCAACCCAGGCCAAGUGGAGGUCCUCGCCGAUCACCCAACAUGAUCUUCACAAAGUUAAAACCUACAAUGAUGAAAGGUGAAAAUUCUACCGUUGCAAAUUUCUGGCAACAUUCUAAUUCAACUCGUCUCAUCUCCACAAAAACUAACCAAAGAAUGUGUGGGUUAUGAAUGGAUCAUUGAGUUGACAUUUUGAGUUGUUUUAGUUUUGGACACUUAAUAUGUUCACCUACUGCCCGAUGGAGACGUGUUUAUUUCAAUGUAUUUUAUUCUUAAUGCACUUGGUUAAACUUGUGUUGAGAAGGUUGUUGAUUGUGCUCCAGGUGAAGAGUUUUGUCCCUGGAGGAAGUUCCAAUGAGGUUUAUGAUCAGGAACUUCCAUAACCGGUGGAGAUUGAACCCGUUUCAUUUUUCUUUGAAUUGCCAAUGGAUAUGUUGUCCUCAGAGGCUUCAUGGGUUUCAUAAAAUGGACCAACUCACUUGUUUAUGUUCCAUUAUCUUGCCGUGAUGUGUCCAGCCUAAAGUGAGACUGCUUUGAAAGCUCCGAUUGGGAUGGGUCAGUGCCUGGUCUUGCAUCUCCUGCCCUGGAAUGAGAACCUUGGGGCUAAUCAGGAUGGUCCGUUGGACAAUCAGAUUACUGUUGGCUCAGUGAGAGGUGACUUGGGCAUGGACAAGUACGUCAGGCCACUUGACAUUAGGUUGCUCCUUCACCCUUUGGUGCAGGGUUCAGACCUGGUAUCUCUCUUCCGUUGCCACCUACAUAUGAUGUCAAUUUGUUGUUUUUGAAAAUCUGAAAAUGUUCUGUUUAUUUAAGAUAUCUUGCCUUUGUAUCUGAAAUAUUUCUGGCAGUAAAUGUGAUGA